This is a messenger RNA of Candida tropicalis MYA-3404, 780 nucleotides long. RefSeq lists its product as uncharacterized. Gene Ontology annotation, molecular function: nucleic acid binding; zinc ion binding. The record is from RefSeq and is a predicted model, not a curated record. NCBI's taxonomy places the organism in Eukaryota, Fungi, Ascomycota, Pichiomycetes, Serinales, Debaryomycetaceae. The transcript has a single exon. The coding region runs from base 1 to 780 and encodes 259 amino acids. Gene Ontology annotation, biological process: spliceosomal complex assembly. Gene Ontology annotation, cellular component: U2 snRNP; catalytic step 2 spliceosome; U2-type prespliceosome.
AUGGAUUAUUCAGAAAGAGUCAACUCUAAGAAAGGUGCUGGUGGAAUAGCCAGUAAAGAAGAUACUAAUGUUUACACUAAACAAAGAAUCAAGGAUUUAUUAUCCACUCAUGUGUUAGAUUUAGACAACGAUCCAUAUGUCUUCCGUAAUCAUUUAGGUUUACUAGAGUGUAAAUUAUGUCUUACGACCCAUAUCAAUGAAUCAUCAUAUAUUUCUCAUUUAGGAGGUAAGAAACAUAUGCUUAAUUUGGAAAGAAGGCGAUUAUUAGAUGAAAAACAAAAUAAGCAACGACAAUUGCAAUUACAAGGAUCUCAAAAUAUUCUUAGUAUUAAUACCAUUGAAAAACGACAUUGGAAUAAAAUCGGAAAACCUGCUUAUAAAGUAACCAAGAUAAGAGAUCCAAAUAGUCUCCGUAUUGGAAUAUUGAUAACUGUAAAAUACCCUAAAAUUACAGUUGAAGAACCGAUGUUUAGGAUCAUGUCAUACUAUGAAUUGACUUCAAAAAAUCAAAACAACUGCCACAAUUUUAUUGAAAAGUGUAAAACUAUAGAUGAUGACGAUGACGAUGACGAUGAUGAUGAUGAAAAGGACGUAGAUUCUGAUAAUAGUUUCCAAUAUUUGGUAAUAUCAGGGGAGCCAUACGAUAAUAUUACCAUUGUAAUUCCUAAUGAUAAAGAAAUUGACAAGCCAGUUGAAGAAAACAAGAUGUCUGAUAGUUAUUGGUGGUAUUGGGAUAAUGAUACAAAGGAGUUUUUCAUACAGUUUUUGUAUAAGAAGUAG